This is a messenger RNA of Etheostoma spectabile (orangethroat darter), 3918 nucleotides long. It is a transcript of the gene fmnl1a, whose product is annotated as formin-like 1a. Gene Ontology annotation, cellular component: cytosol. The transcript has 25 exons. The record is from RefSeq and is a predicted model, not a curated record. Gene Ontology annotation, biological process: regulation of cell shape; cell migration; cortical actin cytoskeleton organization. The coding region runs from base 427 to 3732 and encodes 1101 amino acids. Gene Ontology annotation, molecular function: actin filament binding; small GTPase binding. Lineage: Eukaryota; Metazoa; Chordata; Actinopteri; Perciformes; Percidae.
CUCUCCUUCCUCUCACACGCAGCCCUCUGCACUCACUCACCAGAGUAGUUCUCGGUCAACAAGUGUAAAGAAGUAGUGGAGAAGAGAGAGGUGGGUCUUUUCUUAGAGCCCAAGAGGCCCCGAAAAGGCUUGUUACCCUAUUCUCAAAGGUACUUGUAGAGGGAGAGGGACAGUUGAUGAGAGGACAGACAUGACGACGAACCACCUUCUUUCUUUACCCACCCUGUCUUUAGGAAAAAGGCAGAUUCAGUAGACCAGAGGCUUGAUGCCCAUCUUCCUGAAGGCCUAAAGACUUGGUUUGAUUUAGGCCUGCUUGUUCUUGUCAUUCAGAGUGACAUUUUUGUCACUCUAUUUUGGAAUACAACAGUUUCUCAGGAGAAAGGGUUUGUGUAAAGCUUACUCCUGGAUUACUUGUGGAGAUUUGUAAUGGGGAAUGCGGCUGCAGGGGGCUUGGAGCAGGAACAGGCUGAGGGCCGAGAGGUCAGUGGAGCUUUAGGAAUGAGUGACCCCACUCCAACCUUGCAGAAGAAGCAGCCGGCUCCCCCAAAACUACCCAUGCCCCCAGAGGAGGAACUGGACGAGCGCUUCAAUGUGGUACUAAGCUACAUGAAUUUGCCUCCAGACAAACUGGAGCUGUUGAGUCAGUAUGACAAUGAAAAGAAGUGGGAAUUAGUUUGUGAUCAGGAGCGUUUCCAGGUAAAGAGCCCCGCGUCCACUUACCUGGCUAAGAUCAAGAGCUUCUACCAGGAUCAAGGAGGGGUGUCUCGCAGGCUGAAGAAAAGGAUUCAAGAUGCCACAAAAGUCCUUAAGGAUUUGGAGAUAUCCCUUCGCACCAAUCACAUUGGAUGGGCCCAAGAUUUCCUCAACGAGCAGAACAAAGGUUUGGAUGUUCUGGUGGAAUACCUGUCCCAUGCACAAAGCGAUGCCUCGUUUGAUACGGAGAGUGUUGAAAAUGGUGGCAGCUUGUCAGAAAGAAGAAAACCUGUAGAUAGGUCGUUGGAGGACUUGACCAAAAGCUCCAGUGGCUCCCACUCACAUGGGAUGACCAGAGCUGCUCGGGCACUGACUGUGAGAAUAAGCUCCACUCUGGGGAACAAGAUACAUAAGAAGUCCCAUUCAUCCAGCCAGAGAGAUGAUGUACAUGUGUGCAUAAUGUGCCUGCGAGCCAUCAUGAACUACCAGUCUGGUUUUAACCUGGUGAUGACUCACCCGCGCUGUGUGAAUGAGAUCACCCUCAGUCUCAACAGCAAGAAUCCCAGGACCAAAGCCCUCGUGUUGGAGUUACUGGCUGCAGUGUGUCUUGUCAGAGGAGGGCAUGACAUCAUUCUGUCUGCUUUUGACAACUUCAGAGAGGUGAGCAGAGAAAAGAACCGCUUUGAAAAGUUGAUGGAGUACUUCAUCAAUGACGACAGCAACAUUGACUUCAUGGUGGCUUGCAUGCAGUUUAUAAACAUUGUGGUCCAUUCAGUGGAGAACAUGAACUUCCGUGUUCAUCUCCAGUUCGAGUUCACUCACCUCGGGUUAGACAAGUAUCUUGGGCGUCUGAAGCAAACAGAGAGCGAGAAGCUGCAGGUUCAGAUCCAGGCCUACCUGGACAAUGUGUUAGAUGUGGGAGCCCUGCUGGAGGAUGCUGAAAGCAGAGGAGGGGUGCUGGAGCAUGUGGACGAACUGCAGGAACACAACGUAGAGCUGAGUGCCCGGCUUCAGGAGAUUGAGAAACAGACUGCAGAGAGAACGUCUGAACUUGAGACUCAGCUCCUGCAGGCCACCAAGGAGACUGAGCUGCUCAAGGAAAGCCUGCGAGAGUCCUGUUCCCAGGUUAGUGCCUUGCAGCAGCGAGAACGGGAGUGUGAGCUGAACAGGGAGAGGGAGAGGGACAGGGAGCGUCUGAGCACCUCCGCCCCUCCGACUCCUUCAGAGCUGGAGCAGAAGCUCCAGGAGCUGCAAGACAAGGGGCUGAUCCGACUGGGACGCAGUGCCUCUGGAGCCCUGGACAUCCAGGUUGUGCCUGUCACAGUGAUCGAAUACAUCCAAGCCCCAGCUUCAUCCGCCCAGCCCAAUGCUCCGCACUCUAUUGCUAAGUCUGAUUCCCCACCAUCCGGCCUUCCUACCUCUGCUCCUCCGCCACCCCCUCCCCCUCCUCCGCCUCCUGGUGGUCCAGGGGCAGUUGCCGCUCCUCCUCCUCCUCCUCCUCCUCCGCCUCCUCCACCUCCUCUAGGAGGUUGUAGUGCGGGGCCUCCACCCCCUCCUCCACCACCUCCCCCACCAGGUGCUGGACCUCCACCUCCACCUCCCCCGCCUGGUGCUGGACCACCGCCUCCUCCUGGAGCACCAAACACUCAAUCUGGGGUUAAGAGCAAGAAAACCAUUCAGACCAAGUUCAAGAUGCCACUGUUUAACUGGCAGGCCUUAAAACCAAACCAGGUGACAGGCACCGUCUUCAAUGAACUAGAUGAUGAGCAGAUCUUAGGGGAGUUGAACAUGGAUAUGUUUGAGGACCAGUUUAAAACUAGGGCCCAGGGUAAUCCAAAAGACCUGUCUACUAUCAAAACGAAGGUGGUCCAAAAGGCCCCCAGCAAGACGUCCUUGAUUGACACCAACAAGGCUAAGAAUCUGGCCAUCACUUUACGCAAGGGGGGAAUGAACCCAUCUGACAUCUGCACCGCCAUAGAGACGUAUGACCAGCAGUCUUUGUCCAUAGACUUCCUGGAAUUACUUGAGCCCUUCAUACCAUCAGAUUUUGAGACGAAGCUGCUGGUUAACUAUGAAAAGGAUGGCCGCCCGCUGGAGGAGCUGACUGAUGAGGAUCAAUUUAUUUUACGCUUUGGGAAGAUUCCUCGUCUGAAGCAGAGAAUAAGCACUCUCACUUUCAUGGGCAACUUCCCAGAUACUGUCAAACGCCUGCAGCCGCAACUAAACUCCCUCAUCGCUGCUUCAAUGUCCAUCAAGUCUUCAACCAAACUGAAAAAGAUCUUAGAAAUUGUUCUCGCCUUUGGCAACUAUAUGAACAGCAGUAAGAGAGGUGCAGCGUACGGUUUUCGGCUGCAGAGUCUGGACCUUCUGUUGGAGACCAAGUCAACUGACCGCUCGCAGACACUACUUCAUUUCAUCACCAGUAUCAUCCAGGAAAAAUACCCAGACUUGGUCAACUUCCACUCUGAGAUACACUUUGUAGACAAAGCAGCGCUUGUAUCCCUGGAUGGGAUUCUUCAGGAUAUCCGCUCAUUGGAGCGGGGAAUGGAAAUGACCAAAAAAGAAUUCCUGGUGCAGGAUGAUAGCCCGGUGUUGAAGGAAUUCAUUAAAACCAACAGCGAGCAGCUGGACACUUUGAUCAAAGACAGCAAGACUGCACAGGAGGCCUACGGCUCUGUGGUGGAGUAUUUUGGAGAGAACCCCAAAACCACACAGCCUUCUAUGUUUUUCCCGAUGUUUGGACGCUUGAUAAAGGCCUAUAAGACAGCACAGCAAGAAAUUGAGCAGAAAAAGAAAAUGGAGAGUCAGAGCAGUGAGGAAAAAGUGCCAUCAUCUCCAGACAAGGCUGGGGUACAAAAGGGGCCUAUGAUGCCUAAGAUGCCCCAGAUGGACCUGAUCGCAGAGCUGAAGAAGAGGCAGGUGAAACCGCAGGUACGCGAGGGGAAGGACGGCGCGCUUGAGGACAUCAUCACAGAUUUAAGGAACACACCGUACAGGCGGACAGAUGGUCGACGGCCAGCCCAGCGCCAGGACACUUGAUCCCCUUCUGGUCCAUGACUUUCUAUAAAUAUAACUGGACUCACACUCAUGCGUACAGACAGAAGAACAUGCUUUAAAAUGUACUGUAUAUAAAUUAUAUCCAAUUAUAUAAUUAGCCAUAUGGCAGUGUGUAUUUUAACAUUUCAGUGUUAAUUUGCUGUGUAAAUAGAUUUUGACGAUGGAAUU